This is a messenger RNA of Symbiodinium natans, 2760 nucleotides long. Lineage: Eukaryota; Dinophyceae; Suessiales; Symbiodiniaceae. The record is from the annotation of a GenBank genome assembly.
AUGGCUUGCCCGCACGAAUUCCCCGAUCUCGGCCUCACUGGCACCGUCUUGUCGAAUGCCCUCGUCCCUUUCCCACCCAACGAUCAGCAGUAUUACAUGUGUGGCAAGUACGAUCCAGACACCUCGCUGCUGCGGCCGACAGCUGUCCCCAACUUUGCGCACGAUGGACAUGGGUCAAGCACGUGGUUGAGGCUGGUGGACUUUGCCCAGCAUGCCGACGCCGUGCACCUCUUCGAUGAGUUUUCGAGUAAGACCCACUGCGGGAGGAUCUACCAGGGCGCCUUGGACAACGGCUACUUCGUGGAAGCCUUGCAGGCCAUCUCGCUUCGACCGAAACUGGUGAAGCAGCUCUUCUAUGCCUGGCAAGCCCGAAGGUCGGUGUACAUCGCAAGGCUCUACAAGCACGGCACCUGGAUGCGCGUGGAAGUGGACGACUACGUUCCAGUCGGGCGACCGGGAAGGAAUGAUACCGACGUCAACGUGCCCAUCUGUUGCCGCUCAGAGUAUUUCCCGAACGUCAUCUGGCCGAGCCUCAUUGAGAAAGCUUACGCGAAGAUCCACACACUGCGGCUGAGUCCCAGCGCUGUCUCAGAGGAGGACAUGGGAGGCUGGGAGGCCCUCAAUGGGGGCGGCAAGGUCGAGGACGCCCUCGCCGACCUCACGGGUGGCGUUGCAGGGCGGUUUUACACCGAGGAUGUCUCCCCCGAUCGCCUCUUUAUCUACAUCCACGACUUGCAGCGGGACACACUCUUCGUCUGCAGGCCUCACCCCACGAAGUGCGAGCUCCAGGGCGUGAGGCUGAAUCCGUAUUAUCCGUACGCUGUUAAUCGAGCAGUUCACUGGGAAGGCGGCUUGUACCUCCAGCUUUUCUGCGGCGGCCCGGGCGUCUACGAUGGUGGUUUGCAGGACAUCACGGUGCCCUACAACCUCUCACGAUCUGAGAAGUACCCCGAAAGACGAGAGGAUGGUUUCUUUUGGCUCAACGCUGAAGACUUCCACGAGUACUUUGGCACCAUCUUCGAGUGCCGCCUGGUGAACAGCGGCGACGUGUCCUUGACAGACAUGCCGCCCCCUCGCUUCGAGACCAUCAGGAGGGCCGGCAAGUGCUUCUUGGCGGCCUCGGGAAGGGAAUGGGGGGGGCAGGUGCGCGACUUGUCGCUGAUUGUGCCAGGUGAGAAUGUGCGUGCUCGAUCCACUUGGAGAGAAGUCUCCUGCUGGACAGGCUUCUGCCACUGCGUGAAGACCUGCAAAGUUGCUGAGAUGUCGGUCAAGGGCAGCUUCCAGGAUGCCGACAAGGUUCGAGAGCUGGCCAAGAAGUGCGACAUCCUCACCUUGGAGGUGGAGCACGUCAACGCGGAGGUGUUGGAGGAGCUCCACCAGCAGGGCGUUCCAAUACAGCCGCUGCCUUUCGUUGUGAAACUCAUCCAGGACAAAUACGUCCAGAAGGUGCACUUGCAAAAGCACGGCGUGCCUCUGCCUGACUUCGAGAAGGUCGAGACCGAAGCUGACUUGCACAGCAUCGGUGAGAAGUUUGGCUACCCCAUGAUGCUGAAAAGCCGAUAUGGUGCCUACGACGGAAAGGGCAACGCCGUCGUGCCGAAUGCGCAGGGCAUCACAGCAGCAUUCGAAAAGCUUGGCGGCAAGGCCGGCAAGAAGCUCUACGUAGAGAAGUGGGCUCCUUUCAAGAUGGAGCUCGCAGUCAUGGUUGCCAGGGGAGUGGACGAGACCAUGAACGUCACCAUGCGCACCUACCCGGUGGUGCACACGGUGCAGCGGGACAGCGUGUGCUUCACUUGCCUCACACCGCCUGUGGGAGUAACGCAGAAGCAGCAGGAGCUGGCUCAGAAAAUUGCCACAGAUGCCAUCAAGAGCUUCGGCGAUGCCCGGGGCAUCUUCGGCGUAGAGAUGUUCCUUCUGGAGGACGGCUCAGUGCUCCUGAACGAGAUCGCGCCGCGACCACACAACACCGGCCACUACACCAUGGAAGCCUGCGGCGUUGACCAGUUCGAGCAGCACUUGCGUUGCGUCUUGGGCCUGCCGUUGGGUGACUGCCAGCUGCGCGUCGGCGGUGCCAUGAUGGUGAACAUCCUUGGGCAGGGCGAGACGCCGGAAAUGGUGACAAAGACCAUGGCCCCCCUCCGACGGGCGCUGCUCGUCCCUGAUGCCGGCAUCCACUGGUACGGCAAGGACGGCUGUGCCAAGGGCCGGAAGAUGGGUCACAUCACGGUGACCGGCUUCACCCCGGCCAGCGCACUGGAGGAGAUCCGUCCCGUCCUGGUGGCCGUUGACGGCGACGACGCGGUCAACAAGCUAGAUGUUCCGACCAAGCCCUCGCCGAGCGUGGGGAUCAUCAUGGGCAGCGACAGCGAUCUGCCCACGAUGAAGGACGCUGCUCAAGUGCUUGAUGACUUUGGCAUCCCUUACGAGAUUAGCAUUGUCUCUGCUCAUCGCACACCAGAGUACAUGUACGAGUACGCGACUACUGCAGAGGCCCGGGGCAUCAACGUGAUCAUCGCGGGGGCCGGCGGCGCUGCGCACCUGCCGGGAAUGGUGGCAGCUUUGACCCCCUUGCCAGUGAUUGGUGUGCCAGUCAAGUCCUCCACCUUGAGUGGCAACGACUCGCUGCUGUCCAUCGUCCAGAUGCCGAAAGGCAUUCCUGUGGCCACCGUCGCCAUCGGCAAUGCGGCCAACGCGGGGCUGCUGGCCGUUCGCAUCCUAGGGGCCGCCAACCCAGGCCUGGGUUUAGGGUUUAGGGUUUAG